Acaulospora colombiana is the source of this 789-nucleotide messenger RNA. The record is from the annotation of a GenBank genome assembly. Lineage: Eukaryota; Fungi; Glomeromycota; Glomeromycetes; Diversisporales; Acaulosporaceae.
AUGAACACAUCAAAUAACAGUAAUUCUUCAAACAAAACACCAAAUAACAGAAGGGUCGUCGAUAGCGAGUUUAGAUAUAAGACCGUUGAUGAUAUUUGUGUUGAAACGAACUUAUAUAGUAUACUUGGUGUUGAUCGAUCCUGUACAUCUGAAGAACUAAGAAAAGCCUAUAUCAGCAGGUCAAGAAUUUGUCAUCCGGACAAGUUUCCCGAGUAUCCCAAAGCAACUGAAGCUUUUCAAAAACUGGCAUAUGCCUACGAAACGCUUAAUAAACCAUCCUCACGACGUGCGUACGAUGUAUCCGGGACCAGUGACCUUGGUAGUGUAAAUGGCACAGGUGAUGAAACAUUACACGGCGUUCUAUAUCAGAUGUUUUUGGAAUUUAUGGAUGGCGAUUUUGAAAUGAUCCGUGCAUUAGUUAGUAAUCCCGGACUUAAUCUUGGCGAUGACGCCAUUGAAACUUUGGAGACCGCUUUCCGAAGAAUGAGAGAAUUGCUUUUAGCUGGUAAAAAAUAUGUCAAAAUUGUUCAAUUCGAAUUGAUUCGUCUUUAUGAGAUUCAACAACAACUCCGAGCUCUUUCAUACUUUGAUGUAUUUGGUCGUUUAAGACUAACCAUGCAAUUAGCUCGAUUAACGCUAACCAUACCAAUGCUGAUUGAUAAAUCGAUGAAAGCCGAAUUUGAACAAUCAGGUGUUAAAGGCGUGAACAAAGGACUACUAGGUGAUGGCAUGGCCAAAGUAAUUGGAGGUUUGGUUGCUGUGUUGGAACGAGGCGAACAAUUCGUGUGA